Molecule: messenger RNA, 28990 nt
Organism: Podarcis lilfordi (Lilford's wall lizard)
Lineage: Eukaryota; Metazoa; Chordata; Lepidosauria; Squamata; Lacertidae
Source: the annotation of a GenBank genome assembly
AACCGGGUUGGCUGACUGUGGAAGCUCUGAGGCGGCAGUGCAGGUUCUUCACCCGGCGACGUUCGCGUGGCGGGCUUUUUCGGUCCUCUCGCUGUUGCGGGGCGCUGCCAGAGCGGCUUUUAGGAGUCCGGCGGCCGCGUCAUGGCUUGGAGGUUCAUGAGGUGGGGUUGUUUUGUGGGGGGGGGGGCGCGGGUCCCCGAGGGCCUAGGCAGGGAAGAAUUAUAAAUGGUACGAAGCGGGGAGGGGAGGGGGGGUCUUCCCGCGUCCACUCCCCGAAAGGAGGCCUUGACUUGAAGGGGCUGCAAUUCCUAGCCGUUUCUGCCUCCGCCUCCCCUGCCGCUUUUGCACUAGGCCUCUCGGGUUAUGGGGCCGGGACCGGUCGUGGUCCUUCUGCCUCUUUAGGCAGGACUUGCCCUGCUGGUUGGGGACUGGUGGAGAAGCUCUUCGGCUGCCUGGCGGGGUGUUGGGAGCGGUGCCUUGUGCUGCGGUCUCAGCCUGUAAUUUGGUUUUGCAUUAUUAUUAUUAUUAUUUAAUUAUUAUUUAAUUAUUUAAAUAAUAAUUAAAUAAUAAUAAUAUUUAAUUAUUAUUUAAUUGUUAUUUAAUAAUAAUAUUGCUAAUCAGGGCAAUAAAUAUUUCAAAAAUGCUAACAAGCGUCCAAGAGCCGCCUUCCCCCUAAAAAAGAAGAAAAAGGAAGAAAAUGAAUUUGGUUAAGUGCUGUGUUACUAAGCUAGGGUAAAGGAAAGGUCUGUGUCACAGAAACUUAACCUCGACCGAUAUAUGUGCGCAAGGAUGGUGUUUCCCGAGACUCUGUUUAUAUCAUCAAGGACUUUGUUCUCAUUCCUGGCCCUUGCAUUUCCGGUUUGAUCCACCUCUUUGCUCUGGCCUAAUAAUUUCUUUCUUUCUCACAUUUCUUCUUCAAGUACAGUACACAGGAGCCAACUCCUAGGGGCCAUGGUCCCUUUGCUCCCCCAAUAAAAUAUUUGAGAGGGUUGCCCCCCCAAGUUGGUGGACCUUGCCAUUCAAAUGGGGUGUGUGAGCCGCAUCAUGUGGUCAGUAAUAUGGGGUGGUGCUUACCUGCCGCCCCCCAAUAUUUUAUUUAACUUGGCACCCUUGUCCAAGUAUGUUUGGUGCUGCACCAACUACAUCUUGGAAGUAACAUUGAUUCAGCGCCGACAGGCCCAUUUCUUCAUACCUGUGUUUGCCCUAAUUGCUUAUAAAAGCAGGAUGUGUGUAGUUUGAUUUUUCAGAACAUGAGAGGGAGCAAACCCUUCAUCACACUCUUGGCACUUACCUUCUUAUAGCUGCUGCUACUCUAUCAUCCAGUGUGUUUCUCCCAAGUGUGCUUCUUGGUAUCAACGCUCAGCUGAGGAGAAAAGUGUUUACUGCACAUAUGCACACCCCUUUUGCUUUAAAAAGAAUUGCGACCCACAUUUUAUACUGAAUUGGGAUAGAAUAUCUUUGUCAUGUCUAGUUUGGUCUGUAUAGUAGACUUAAGGCAUUCAGAAAGGGGAUCAUAAGCAUAGAAUAGUGUAAUUUCUGCAAAGAGUCACCAUUUCCAGUAACAAACUUAUUUGGUCUCACAGUCCCAAGAUUAUUGUCUAAUGUGGAACAAUAUUAUAUUCCUUUCUUUGAACUCAUCAUUCUUUCAGUACUGUCUUGAAGUACCGUAUUUUUCGGCCCAUAGGGCGCACCUAGUUCCCCCCCCCCCAGGCGCGGGGCUGGGGCAGGGGAAGCCCAAGCUUCCCCCGACCCCAGCUCCCAGAACAGGCAGCUCUCCACAAGCCGUGGGAGGGCUGCGCGAAGUCGCGCAGCUCUCCCACGGCUCUGCGGAGAGCUUCCUGAAGCCUGGAGAAAGCCUGCAUUCGCCCCAUAGGACGCACACACAUUUCCCCUUCAUUUUUGGAGGGGAAAAAGUGCGGUAGGUUUUUUAACAUUUUUGUUCCAUAAAUGGGUAGCAGAUGGCGAGAGAGAUUUGCCUAAGGUCUACAUGUUUUGAAUUCAUAACUGAUUGGAAGUUUGAUGGGUAGGUUAAUUCCUAGCGGGUUGGCUAACUGUUGACAAGUUUACCUUGUUGAGACAGUAGUAGCGAUGGUGGUUAUCUGAACUGUUUGUGCUAAAGGUUUCUUUGUGUUCUGUUUAAUUUGUGUUCUCCCCACAUUUGGGGGUGGGGUGGGGGGAGACUUUGAACUCACUUAGACACUUUCUCCCACAUGUGUGCAUGUGUGUGGGAGAUUCCCCCCCCCUUUUUUUUGAAUUGCUUAAAAAGUGCCAACUUCAAAGAUGUCAAACAAAGAUUGCAGUAUUGGUUGUUAAACGUGUACAAACCAAAGGUAGCUAAAAGUUGCUAAACAUGUACAAACCAAAAGGUAGUACAGAUUAAACAACAAAAUGUUACAGUGUGCAGCUCCUGGUCAGGGUAUUGGCCUCUCCAUAUCCCCUUCUUAAUUCCUCACCCUGCAACAGCCAGUCAUUUGGGGUAGGUUGAAAUAGAUUUAAGCCUAAUCCCAGAUGAAUCAAAACAUUUCUCCAGCAAUGUCUUUGAGCAGCUUUCAUUUCUGCCCAUGAAGGUAUUUCAAAAGAGCUCAUAUGUGUGAACUAGGAAGUGACCUAUCAAUUGAACACCCUGCCUCCAAUAACAAACAAUUCCAAAUGAAGUUCUUUAAAAAUUCUUUUUUCCCCCCCAGCAAUUUUGAAUGGGAAUUGGAUCCUGAUAUAUAUGGAGAUCGGCAUUACAAUGCUUUUACUCGGGAAUUUUAUCCCAGCUUAGAAGACCUUAUGGGAUCAGAUGCUACUAUGGUGACUGAAGAAGAUACGGAUUCAGCUAUCUUAUUUGGAACUCUGAGAGGCAAUGUGGUUGGAUUGCGGUAUUAUACAGGAGUGGUAAGUACAGGAGGAAUACAAAUUAGUAACUGAGAACUAGAUUGCUUGAAAGGAAAAACUAGGUAUGUUAUAUAAAUUCUAGAUAACCAGGUUGUUUGUACUCCCAGUAAUGAGCAGAGGCGACUGAAGCAUUAAGUAAUUUGCACUUUAAUUGUAAUUCCGAGGUGGGGGGUAAUUCAGGGAUGGCUAAGCUUUGACAAUGUAGUGUCCAUCAAAGGUUGUUGGACUCACAAAUCCCAUCAUCCCUGACCAUUAGCCAUUACUUGUGAAUAGGAUUAUGUAGGAAAGGGGAAGAGUGAUGGCACCGAUGGGGGUAUUAAUAUUGUUUGCCUUUUAAAUAGCCCCACUCCUGUUUUACAUGUGAACUGGGCAAACCCAAGUUUAAAGUAUGAUUGCAAGUAGUCACAUCAUAUGAUGGGUUAAGGCUGUAAAUAGAUGUUCUUGAUAGUGGUGCCUUGAUUAGGGAAUUCCCCUCUGUCUCAAAUUCAGUUGAGGUGAGGUAAUUAAAUUUCUAUAGCACCCUUCGUCUGUAGAUUGCAGGGUGGUUUGUAAUAUAAAAAUCUUCAAGGUGGAACUUAUUUUUUUGUGUAUAACUUCAUCCAGAGCUGUUCACUGAGCCUAUUCUACAACAGAUUUGGACCUUACUCUACUUCUGCGAGGUGACUGGUAUUGCAAGCAAGAUCCACACUUCCACUGUGUGUGUAUCUUAUAUCAGAUUCCCAAUGUGUUAAUUGUACAAAGAAGUGUAUUUCUUUAAGUUGAAGCAUUGUAGCAUAUUAUAAUGUUCCAACUUUGAUUAUACACCUGGGUACUGAGGCUAAAGACUGCUCUGAAGUUUAAUGUACCUGAAAUGUUGAGGGAAAUCCUCAGUCCUUCUUUAGCUUAUAUAUAGAAUGUUUCUAGUACUGUAAAAACUUCCUGUUAGAACAAGGGCUUUUGCAUUUUUCUCCAAAAUGAAUUGAACAGUUUCCACCUUCACUUCAAGUCAGGCUGUCAUAUUCAAAUUCUUUUGCAACGUUAAAGAAAUUUCAGCUGCUCUCUGAGCAAUGGCAUAUGGACGAUUUUAUUACUUUGAAAUUUCAUUGUGUUUAAUGUUACUGUAAAAAACAUUGGAAGCAAAAAAUAUAUGGUGUAAAGGUAAAACUGCCUUAACAGUGUUUUAAAGAUAUUUUGGUUGUAUUUUGUAUUUUGUGUAUUUUAUUGUGUAUUUUCUACAUUUUAAAUAACGUGAAGGCUAAUUUUGCAGGUCAAUAAUAAUGAAAUGGUUGCACUCCAGAGAGAGCCUAACAACGCAUAUGACAAGAAUGCUGUAAAAGUAAAUAAUGCGAAUGGAGACCAGGUAGGCCACAUCAAAAAAGAGCUGGCAGCAUCAUUGGCAUACAUCAUGGACAACAAGUUGGCAGUGGUGGAAGGGUAAGUAUGUAAAUGUAGGGCUAUUUCCCCUGUUGUUUUCUUGAACAGCAGUCCAUUGGUAGUAGUUAGUUUCUAAUAAAUAAAGUGGGAUAUCUGGAAGUAGAAUCACAAUUUACAGGAAGCAAACUCUAUAAACUAAGAAGUCUCAGUAUCUGAUUGCUGGUUGUGCUGGUGGCUUAUGUUGAACAGGCAUAGUAUAGUGUAAACAAACUCGCAAACAUGAAGUGGUUUACUGAAUCUGUCACAGAUUGAUAAGUUCAUUGAGGUUUAGAACUGAGACCAGAUAUAUAAGUAAUAGUUAUUCUACUAUCUCUUGAAGCAUUGCAGAAUUAAGGUUAGGUUUUAAAGACCAAGGUUUUCCCUACCUUUGAAUUUAAUUAAUUUUUGCCACUGAAUUUCCAUACCUUUUUGAAGCGUACUACUAAUAAGCUGACAAAGGUCCCUAUAGUUAAAGCCAUGGUCUUCCCAGUAGUGAUGUAUGGAAGUGAGAACUGGACCAUAAAGAAAGCUGAUCACCAAAGAAUCGAUGCUUUUGAAUUAUGGUGCUGGAGGAGACUUUUGAGGGUCCCAUGGACUGCAAGAAGAUCAAACCUAUCCAUUAUUAAGGAAAUCAGCCCUGAGUGCUCACUGGAAGGACACAUCCUGAACCUGAGGCUCCAAUACUUUGGCCACCUCAUGAGAAGAGAAGACUCCCUGGAAAAGACCCUGAUGUUGGGAAAGAUUGAGGGCGCAAGAAGAAGGGGACGACAGAGGACAAGAUGGUUGGACCGUGUUCUCGAAGCUACGAACAUGAGUUUGACCAAACUGCAGGAGGCAGUGGAAGACAGGAGUGCCUGGCGUGCUCUGGUCCAUGGGGUCAUGAAUAGUCGGACACGACUAAACAACAACAACACUAACAUAUUGAUUCUGCAGUAGUAUUGUAUAUGUAAAUAGUAGAAACAGGUGGUUCGCUUAAUUCUCUCCGCUCUUAAAAUCAGCCCGCCCCCCCUCUUACCCCUUCAUUCCCUUUCCAUUGCAUUCUAGGCUCCUUUUAUAGUUCAUUUUAGGAUUGUGGUAGUUAUAGGUAAAACUAGAACUGAUGAGGCUGAGAUUCAAAUUCCACCCAAGUAUGAUGCUUACUUGGCAACUUUGGUCAGUGUCUCAGUCGAACAUACCUCACACGUUUGUUGUGAAGAUAAAAAAACCCCAGCUAUUUGUGUGCACUUUAUGCUGUCCCGGUGUUUUGGUUUUUUAAAAGGAAGGGCAGGGUAUAAAUGUAAUAAUGUAAUGUUUUUCCUUUUGUCUAGGGUUGUUCCUUCUGGAGCAAAGAAUACUUUCACUAUGCCAGUACAGUUGAGUUUUUGGGGGAAAGCAGAAAAUAAGCAAGCGGUUCUUGAUCGACUAAACAUGCAGGGCUUUAACUUAGCUCCUCCAGGAAAAAGUAAGUUAAAUAAAUAUUUUAUACAUAUACUUAAUAGAAAUUCCUUUAAUCAAAACAUGAAGCAUUUCUUAGCUUAUUAAACUUCUCUUCUUUUGGAUCACAUCAAUCUCUGUAAAUAUAAAGCAGUUUUGGUCUACUGAUGAUGGGAGAGCAUUUGCAGUCAUUGAUUAGUUCCCCCCCUCCCUUCCUCUUUUAAAAAUGAUACUCAGUUUCAGAAUUUAGCGUUGGGACUAGCAAGAAAUAUGGCAAAGCUGGAACAAGUUACAGUGCUCCGGUCCAUGCUGCUGUACAAAUGACAACUGAACAGGUACAAUGCAUGUUUGUCGUUAGAAUUUGAGUUGCUGAAUGUACUUUAGAACUUUAAACUCUCCUUUUAAUAGGAGUAGAGCUUUGGGGUAUAUUACCUCAUCUAACUUCUCUGUACAAUUCUAGCUCAAGACUGAAUUUGACAAACUCUUUGAAGAUCUGAAGGAAGAUGAUAAAACACGUGAAGUAGAAGCAGCAAAGGUAAUAUAUCCAGCAUGUCACAUUGAUAGUGUGUUAGUGCACACGUUAAACACUGGCAAAAUGCUAGUAAGUUCUCAGCUACAGGUUGUGGUUUCUGUUACGAAAAUUUGUAUAAUAUGACACCUUAAUUUUUCAGGCUGUUGUAACUCCAUUACUUCCACAUCAGAAGCAAGCUUUGGCUUGGAUGAUUUCACGUGAGAACAACAAGGAGUUGCCUCCAUUUUGGGAAGAGAGGGAAAACUACUUCUACAAUACAAUUACCAACUUUGCUGAAAAAACGCGGCCAGAAAAUGUUCUUGGAGGAAUAUUGGCAGAUGACAUGGGCUUGGUAAUUGUCAUAUUAGAAUGUUGCCUCUGGGAGCCAGUGUGGUGUAGUGUUUAGAGCAGGGGUCAGCAACCUUUUUCAGCUGUGGGCCGGUCCACCGUCCCUCAGACCAUGUGGUGGGUCAGAUUAUAUUUUGAAAAAAAGAAUGAAUUCCUUUGCCCCACAAAUAACCCAGAGAUGCAUUUUAAAUAAAAUGACACAUUCUACUCAUGUAAAAACACACUGUAUUAAGAAGGCGAUUGGGCCACAUCCGGCCCCCGGGCCUUAGGUUGCCUACCCCUGGGCUAGAGUGUCAGACUGUAACUGAGGAGAUACAGGUUCAAAUCCCUAGGUAAAGGUAAAGGGACCCCUGACCAUUAGGUCCCGUCGUGACUGACUCUGGGGUUGCGGCACUCAUAUCGCUUUACUGGCUGAGGGAGCCAGCGUAUAAAGCUUCUGGGUCAUGUGGCCAGCAUGACUAAGCCUCUGGCGAACCAGAGCAGCACAUGGAAAUGCCGUUUACCUUUCCGCCGGAGCGGUACCUAUUUAUCUACUUGCACUUUGACGUGCUUUCGAACUGCUAGGUUGGCAGGAUCCAAAUCCCUACUCAACUGCAAAACUCGGUGGGUGACUUGGGGGCAGUCACUGCGUCUCACUUGACCUACCUCACAGGUUUAUUAUGACAAUAAAAGUGGGAAGAAGCAUGUAUGCCUCCUUCAGCUCCUUUGAGGAAGGCAGUAUAAAAAAGAAAUAAAUAAUACAAACUUAUCAUAUGAAACAAUGUUAAUAAAUUGUUCAAUGUAUUUUAGGGUAAAACACUUACUACGAUAGCUGUGAUACUUAGCAACUUCCAUGGUGGCAAACCUCUUCCUGUUAGACAGAAAAGUGAUCAACUGAAGAUAUUUCCUAUUAAGGUAAUUUACUGUUAAUACCAGACCCCUGCUUGAAUUGUAUCAGUUCCAACUUCUCAUAUUUAUAAGACAAAAAUAAUGCAGAUAUGUAAAGCAAGAAAGAAGGAAUGAUAUGUCACUGAUGUUCUUGUAGAAUAUUUGGUCUUGUUCUCUAUAUACAGUAUAUAUGUGAAUUUAAUUUAUUUGAAUUCUACGUGUUACUUGGACUUUUAGCCAAGCCAUCCCUACGACUCAGUUUCUUAAAAAAAACAAAAAUACCAAAAUAAAAACUGUAAAUAAAAUGUGUUCUAUCACCUCUUGUGCAGUAAGUUUUAUCCAGACUACCAAAAGCAGCCCCAAAGAAAAGGCUCUUCAGAAGGUUCAGGAUUUGGCAGUUUUCCAGAAGGAGGUAUUUGUGUAGAUAUGGAUCACUUCUGUCCAGAAUAAGAGAGAGCAGAUAUAAAUAGCCAUGCCUCACAAUUCUGUGUGUCCUGAUUUCGGUGGAACUUAGCAAGUAUAGGAUUGCAGCCUAAAUUCUUCUGUAGGAUAAGCGCCACAUUUUGUCAGAAAUUCUAGCAAAGUAGAAAGUGUCUCUAGCAGCAAGUGCCAUCUUCAGUAAUCUUUUUUCUUACAGGUUGUUCUCAAAAGUACAUAGAUGUAUAAAUUUACCUAGUUGCUAGUUGGCUUAGAUUAGUUAACAUUUGGGGCAUAUUGGAAUUGUUUUGUUGCAUUUCUGAACAAAAAAUAUUGUAAUGCCCUAAAAAUGCUAUGUUUCUGGGCAACAUGUCUGAUGCAUUCAGUAUAAAUCCAUAAGGCCACUAGAGGGUGCUUCCUAAGUAGACACCAUGUACCAACCCUGUACUGUACUACAAGAAAGAGACUUAAACUCUCAGAGAAAAUGGUCCGAAUGUUGCAAUCUUCUGGAGAAGAUGGGACAACAGUAGCAGCCAAUUAGAAAACAAGGAACAAAUUCAAACAAACAAACUGUAUUCUUAAUUUACAGGGAGGAUCUAAAAUAUACAGUGUUUUAGAAAUUCCAGCUUAUUGUUGUAAAUUUUGGGAAACCUUGAUUGAUUGAUUGAUUGAUUGAUUGACGUGAGUGUAUUAUCUGAAUAACUGGAACUGUCUGAAGUAGUGGAAAAUGUACUAACUGGUACUUUGAAGAGCUGUGCUAGCCACGUGUUCUUUCAAGUAUGUUUCAACUAAUUUCCAUAAGAUUUGUUUUGUUCUUAAACUAAAUUUUAGAUGCCAUUUCAGUGUGUUUAUUUUUCUUUUAGAAAUGUGUUCCUGCUGUGAAAAAAGACCAAGAAGGUAAUUUUGAUCUAGAAACUAAUCACAUUUGUUUUGAAUUCAGUCAGAUGACAACUUUCAGUACAAAUUAAUUUAAUAAAUUUUUUUUACAUUAAAUAUCCUAAUUGAUCACCAAUAGCUUAAAUUUAUGACGUGUUGUGGAAGGGGGAAUUAUUGGCUUGCCUUUGUCUUUGCUUUUAUUUUGUAAUUAUUUUUAUUAUGUAUUUUCUGUUUCUUACACCAUGAUUUUAAUGUUGUGAACUGCCCUGAGAUCUACUGAAUAGGGUGGUAUGCAACAUUAAUUAAUUAAUUAAAUUAAUUAACUAAUAAUAAGUUAUUAGAGAAAUCAUGGAGUGUUUUUUUGUUUUGAUUUUUAAUACUUAUUGUUAAGCACCCAGAAUUGGCCUGCAGCUGAAUGCUUCUGAUACAAAGGAGAGUGAGUCUCUUCCAUCUCAGUCAUCCAGAACCCAUCCAAAGAGGUAAGCAAAUUUUAUCUGUUCUUAUAAGUCAAUUGCAAACUACUUCUGAGCUGUUCUCUUCCCCCUCCCCUCUGUGUGUGAGAGGGGGUGUUUCUUGGGAGAGAGGUUGCUUUCUGGAGUGAAAUCAAAUGAGUUUUUUAGAUGUGCGAAACAUGUUGCAAGGUUAUCUUUAUUCUGGCCCAUUUGGUGACUAGCGUAAUUUCUCUUCAAUGCUACUGUUUGGUAAAUUUAUCUCUAUACCCUAUCAAUCUAAAUGAUCAGAUAAACGCUUGUGAAAUCCUCUAUUCAUUGUAAUCCUUUUGCUUUCUAAAUGCUUUAGAGCUAUGGGCAAAAAGCCAAAGUAUACAGUAAGCAGUGACUCAGAGCCUGAAGAGCAGAACACAGAAAUAAUGGAAAGUGAGCUUCACUUAUUUUUUGGGGGGUCAUUAUAUUUGUUUUAACAACUUUAUUGAUUUCCACACUGUGUUAACACUUUUCUUGUUUUCCCAGCCAAAGUGCAAAAAACGCCUCCAGCAACAAGAAAGAGAAGAAAAGGUAUGAUGCUAGUACUUAAAAAAUACUACCGUCAAAAAGUUAUUGUUCCCCCUUCCCAAUAAAACCUGAUAACAGUACCCUAAUGAGGCCUUUCUAACAGAGAGUGUGUGUGACUUUUUGCAAAACUUAACCAUAUACUGGUGCAUAACACAUGGUUGUUGGCAUGGUGCAAGUGAAUGUGUGUUUGCACAUUGUCACUAUGCUUAUGGAUGGGCUGCUUUAGGUAUUUGAAUUAACUGACCUGUGGUCUAGUUGAAUCAGGACUGGCUCUAAGCUAGGAAGAAUAAUCUUUGAUCUAUGAACUGUAAUAUCUGUAUUAAUUGUGGUGGCUAAACCUAUAGUUCUCAUCUUCUUUAUACCUAGAAGACAAUGCACGGAUAGUAUGUGUACGAGUUCUCACAUGAUUGUAUAAACAGAUUAUUUUAACUAAUUUAAACAGGAACUUUCAUUUUUCAAAUGUAUGUGACUAUUUAGUUAUAAAACAUUUUCACAGCUUCUUGUGAUAUUCAAGAGGAUAAAGCAUUUGCUUCUGCUCUUGAGGAACCAGCCAUUUCUUCAAAAAAGACAAAGAAAAAAGGUAUCCAAACUAUUAAGCUUUUCCUUUUACAAUGCCACUUAACACGAAAUGCUACACAGUAUACUUUUUAACAAGCCUAUAGUUGGGAAGGAAAGGAAGACACCUGAAACUUCUGGACUGAUUGAACCAUGUAAAGCAAUGAUUCCUAGCUGGUGGUAUGCAGACCCCAGGGGCUCUAUGUAACCCACCCAGGGGCUCUGUGGCACCAUUAAUAUAACAAAAACUAUCAUAGAGGUAUCAAAAUUUUCAGAAGUAAGGGGUCCAUGGCUUGGCUUUUGAAAAACAGGGGGGUCUGCAAUACUUAGCUAAUUGGGAACUACUGGUGUAAAUGAUUGGAUUCCUAUGCAGUAGUUAAAGCAAAAAUGGGAAUAAUACAUACUUAGGAUUAGAAAUGAUAGUAAAUAAUUGCAAAUUGACUGGAUACAUCUAAAGAGGACUACAUGGAAGUAAUCACUGUGCAGUUACAUUGCUAAUUAUUGUUUUUCCUCUUCAAAGGUGUUGUUACUAUUCAGCAUAAGAAAAAUGAAGGUGAAGAGACACUGGGGACAACACUGAUCAUUUGUCCACUUUCUGUCCUAAGUAACUGGAUUGUAGGUGUUAAAUUUAAACAAUUGUGCUUUUCUAAGAUAAAAAUAUGGCAUCUUAACUUCUAAAAAGAAUGUUAAAGUGAAGAUAUAUGGGGAUUAGAAUUUUAAUACAGCCUAAAUGUUCAUAACCAAGAUUUAAAGCGCAAUCAUAUUUAUUCAUAUAUUCUAUUGAAUUCCUUGGGGCUUAUUCUAAGGUAAACAUAGAAUUGCAGCCAGAGUAAUAUAAUUUAAGAUGGUUGAUGAUGAACCGAAUGGGUUGGGUAUUUCUAAUGUUGACUGUGCCUCCAGCCUUGAAACUAUAGUAUGCAAGUUGCUCCCAUUUUUCUUCAGCAGAACAACUUCCAUUGUAGUCACAAUAAAUCUGAAUUAGGCUUACUCUUACUGUGCUUUAUCAGGAAGGGCUGUGGCUUAGUGGUAGAGCAUCUGCUUUCCCUGCAGAAGGUCUCAGGUUCGAUCCCUAGCAUUUCCAGGUAGAGCUGGGAGUGCCUCCUUUCUGAAAGAUGCAGAGCCACUGCCAGUCAGUGAAUAUAGUACUGAGCUAGAUGCCCCAAGGGGACACAGGUGGCGCUGUGGGUUAAAUCACAGAGCCUAGGACUUGCUGAUCAGAAGGUCGGCGGUUCGAAUCCCCGCGAUGGGGUGAGCUCCCGUUACUCGGUCCCUGCUCCUGCCAACCUAGCAGUUCAAAAGCACAUCAAAAAGUGCAAGUAGAUAAAUAGGUACCGCUCUGGCGGGAAGGUAAAAGGUGUUUCCGUGCGCUGCUCUGGUUCGCCAGAAGCGGCUUAGUAAUGCUGGCCACAUGACCUGGAAGCUGUACGCCGGCUGCCUCGGCCAAUAAAGCAAGAUGAGCGCCACAACCCCAGAGUCGGCCACGACUGGACCUAAUGGUCAGGGGUUCCUUUACCUUUUUUUAGAUGCACCAAGGGUUAUGUUUCCUAUGUUCCUGACUGUAGUAUAGCUUAGAAAUCUCUUGAGAGAUGUCAGUUGUUGAGCCAUCAGUUAAUUGCAACCAUCUGGUUAAUUUUUAUUUCAGGAUCAGUUUGAACAACAUGUGGAUCCGGGUGUUCACUUGAACAUUUACGUUUACUAUGGCUCGGAGCGCAGCAAAGAUCCAGCGGUACUUUCAAGACAGGAUGUUGUAUUAACAACUUACAACAUUUUAGCUAGUGACUAUGGAGUAAGUAUGGUGAAAAGUUGCAGCAAGAUAAAGAAAAGCAGUUUAUACAUCACAAAUAUUUGACUUUUGUUCUAAAAUACAACCUAGUAGUCUUAAGCUUUUUUCAAAUCAAUGCCAAAUGCUCCAUUGUACAGUGGUGCCCCGCAAGACGAAUGCCUCGCAAGACGGAAAAACCGCUAGACGAAAGGGUUUUCCGUUUUGGAGUUGCUUCGCAGGACGAAUUCCCCUAUGGGCUUGCUUCGCAAGACGAAAAUGUCUUGCGAGUCUUGAGAUUUUUUUCGCUUUCCCCUUUAUCUAAUCUGCUAAGCCUUUAAUAGCCUUUAAUAGCCUUUUAGCAGCUAAUCCCCUAAGCCUUUAAGCCUUUAAUAGCCGCUAAACCGCUAAUAGCGCUAAUCCGUUAAGCCGCUAAUAGGGUUGCUUCGCAAGACGAAAAAACCGCUAGACGAAGACUCUUGCGGAACGGAUUAAUUUCGUCUUGCGAGGCACCACUGUAUUCCUUUUGUUUUUUUAAAACAUGUAAUCUGCUUUUCCCAUUGUAUGAGUCUUUAGUUAAGAACAAGCAUAUAUAUACGAAGGAGGUUUUUGUCUUGUAGAAGGGUGUCCUCAAACAUAAACUGCCGUCGCUCAUCUCCUAUCAUCACCCAUGACCUCUUUCCCCAGAUGGGCGCUGGAUAAAACUAGCACACUUGACAACUACAGGGGUAGGGUUCCUCUGUGAAUCUGCAGUUCUAAGCAGAUGCACAGAGAAAAUAGGCAUUAAUAUUUUCUGGUGUCUCCAGUUGGUAGAAAGUGGGAUGAGAUGGCAAAUGUUCUUUUUUACUCCCGCCCAGGUGUUUUAGUUUCUAAUGGCUUCCAGUCACUAAUGGUUUCUAUGCUUUUAUCUUGAAACAGUUUAAUGUUUUAUAUUUGAGGUGUUCAUUAUACUCCAGCUGCACUAUGAUGCACUUUCAUAUAAGCUGUUAUAUUUUAUUAUACUGUAAGUUUUUUGGGAUUCUAUCCAACUAAGUCAUAUUCAGAGCAGACCCACUGAAAUUGAUGGACGUGACUAACUUGAGUUCAUUGAUUUCAGUGGGUCUCCUCUGAGUACAACUUAGCUGGCUACAACUCUUGGAGUCUUGUUCUACCUGGCAUUAAGUGCUUAAAUUACUGUAAUGGAUAGCUUGGAAAUAACUCGGAUGUUAUUCUAAGUCAGCUGUUGCAGAAGGAGUAGUAAAAAUAAGUGAAAUUCUGUACCUGGAAGCUCUCAAGGCUUUUAUGUUUUCCAGCUGGGCAACAGAAAGAUAAACAUUUGGUUCCUGCUCUUAGAGCUUGAAAAUGAUAUCAGUUCUUAGAAUUGCAUACCUUUUAAGGAUGUUCAGUGGAGACUGAUCUUUGUAAAUGUAGGUGUGGGCAUUUAAAAACAGAUCCACUGUGCAGUGGGUGUGCAUGCCUUAAGUAGCAGUAUAGAGGUUUAAAAGCACAUGCUCAAGUAGCAAAUCUUUUACAGCAGUUUUAAGUUGCAACUGAUGUUUGGAGUAUGGGGGUGAUUGCGGUGGAGAGAAUACAGCUCAGACUGGAUAGUAAUACUGGGACUAUGUGUGGUGGUGCAGUGCCUGCUGGCUGUGACUUUUUUGUCUGUUUAAGCAGCUGACACAAUCUUGCCUUCCUCUGCCCAUUUCUUAGGUGAUAUUAUUAAUUGCGUCUUCAUGUGGGUGCUCACCCUUGGAAAUAGAGUAGAAAACUUUGGUUUUUCUCAUACAGCUCCAAUGGAAACACUUGUAAAAUACUGAGCUGUUUUUGGCACCUGCUAAAAAUGAUUUUGUUUAGGCAAGCAUGUCCAGCCAUGUAAAUUGGAUUUGUAUUUUAUUAUGCAAUUUUAUUUUGUAAUGUGUGUUUGUAUGUGUGUGUUAUAUAUAUAUAUAUAUUUGAAACUACUUAUUCUGUUUAUGUUUUGAUUUUAUUUUUGGUCAACUUUAUAUGUUAUGUAAACUGCUUAGAAGUUUAGCGAUUGUAAUCCUGUUAAAUAAACAAAAGCUCUUUCUGGAGUGAAAUAGGGCCUGUAUUACACUUCCAUUUUCUCUGUCCCUUAAAGACAAAACUCCAGUUGCUUAGCUGCUGCUUUAUUUUAAAUCAUAUGACUAACAGUUCUAUUGAUACGUUCUGAUGACUGUCAUGGGAAUAAAUUUAAGACAUCUGUGUAGUAUCUGCUUUAGAUGUGAACUGUAAGUAGAGCAUGCUAUAUUUAAGCCAUUCAAAUAAUUUCCCAUAUCUUACACUGUGUGUGUGUGUGUGUGUGUGUGUGUGUGUGUACAUACACACACCUGUGAUCUGGGGGCAAGUGUGGCCCUCCAUGUCCCUCUAUCUGGCUCGUGGGGCUCUUUCUAGGCCACACACCCUCUGCACUUGCACCUUCCUUGAGUAUUUUUAUUGGUUGAAAUUGUCCUUGUAAUGCCUCUUGCAUUAAUUGGGUUGGAUUUUCAGUGAAGCAGCAAAAGUGAUUUGGCUUCCAGGCCUUCAUGCACGCUUGAUGUAGCUGACUUCCUCUAUUCCUCUUCAUAAAGGUUACGUAUAUUCUUCUGGAGCAGAGAAUGAAAGCAAAAUGAUUUCUUUUUAUUUUUUUAAGUCACUGCUUAUUUUACAGAGUUUACUUAUAUCCUUAAAGUACUACAGCCAUUAUUUAAAUUUUGUUCUAGGCCAGAGGUAAUAGCCCUUUACACAAAUUAAAAUGGCUGAGAGUGGUGUUGGAUGAAGGACACACAAUACGAAAUCCAAAUGCUCAACAGACAAAAGCUGUACUGGACCUAGAUGCACAAAGAAGAUGGAUUUUGACAGGUAAUUAUGCCAAAGGGAGAACACUGCAGCACUGUGUUGAUUGACUAUAAGAGUUAUGCUUGUUGAACAGCUUACUGAUUUCAUUAAGAUUUUUCAACAGUACUGUGAUCCAUUAUGUCUCUUAGUUUGUUUUGCACUCUGUAAAAUUGCUUUAGUUAAGAUUGUAGCUUGCCACUUGCUUUGGGGCACGUGUGUAUGCACUCCUCCCUCCAGGGAGCAUUCAGUUAGCAAAUUUCAGCCCAGGCAGGAGCAAUCAGUGCAGUGGGAUAGUACUACGCCCACCCUAUUGACAGCACUGUUGCUUCCACUUAGCAGGAUGGGGCAGGGCAGUAGCAAGGUCAGGGCUUGUAUGGACAGAUCAGCAGAGCCAAUGUGGCACUCUGGGCUGCCACUCUGAACUGCUCCUGCACCAUCCUGGCAAACAGUAGAGACCCCACUUUUGGAAGGGUGGCAGUGCAGCAGCACCCUGUCUGCAGCUGCUCCUGAACAUGUGGAAUUUAGCAGCAUGUAAGAGAUGCAAGAGCAGUUCUGCUAGGGAUGCAACAUCUGUAUUUCCUUCCCUCCUGAUCAUACUAGCUGCUUGGCAUUGGAGCCACCCAGAGAAGCAGCCAAAACUACUGUCCUAUUCCAAUGGAAGUGCUGUUUCUGCUUUGAGUGCCUGAUGUUGCUCAGGGGGCGGUAUGAAUGUCUUUGCUGGAAAAAACUGCAUUUGUAGUGCAUAUGCAGACAUUUUCUCGCUUUCAGAUGAUAACUCUCUGAGAGCAAGCACCUUUUCGACUGUAUUUUUCUGCUUGCCUCCAACACUGCUUUUACUUUUCCAGUCAUAAAUUCCAGCUGCAAAAAUGCAGCUGAAGUGGCUCCCGGUGGCCGGAAAAUGUGUCAGGAGGAGCUUGUCCACGCGGAAAACCUGGGGACGCGGCACGAACUCUCUGCAGGGCGAGGCCGGUGCUGGGCGUCUGCUUCCUCCGGUGCCGUUAAAGCGCUUUUUCCUGUGGCAUCUAAAACAUAUCCGUUACCUGAUCUUGGAAGAGCUGAACCACUUAAGACGUGAAUAAACAAAUAUUUGACUGAAUUGAAUUGACUCGGAAUGAGGUCGAAGUGCCUUCCGUUCUUUUUAUGAAAGCAAGACAAAUAUAUAAAGCCUGAAAUAAAUUUAGAACAGAAUUCAACAUCAGAUUCCUUGACUGAGGGGUAUUUGGACUUCUCAAUCCGGAAGUGAGUUAAUUUUCACGCCUACCAGGCUUCUGCGUCUUAUCAGCUGACAGUUAGUUAAAGAAGGUACAUUUAUAUGUGCUCUAAUUUGGAGGUGAAAAAAGAUUGUUGUUCUUUUUCCUUUAAAAAAAAAAUUCCAUCUAAUUUAAACAAAGGACUAUUGACUAUCUCGUGGGAAAGAAUGACUGAAGGACAAUAGUAACUGAACAUUGUUCUUUUUCAAACUAAGUGCCAGUGACAGACACGAUGAUGUACCGCAACAAUGAAUGGACAUAAUGACCAGGGCGCGGAGAUCAGCCUUGAACUAGAAGGACAACCAGAUUCUGAGAUGAAAUGUGUCAGAUUGGAAAGGAUGCCUCAUAUGUUUGGACCUCGAGUCUGUGGCUAUCAGAGGAGAGAGUCUCCGUGUGGAUUUAGUAUUAUUGUCUGGCUUGGGCAAGGGUUUGGGAUGGACUUGUAAGGUCAAGCAUUUUCUUGCUGGAACGACGAUACAGGGCAAAAAGACUGAGGCCUGGUACACCCAGUGGUACGAGCGACAAUCUGGAGGACUGUUGAAUGACUUAUUUUUUUUUUUUUAAUAUAAUGCUUACAAAUGUUUGAGAUGAAGAAUUAAAAGUAUGAAAUGAUCGUAAAAGGUAAUGAUGCAAGAACUUGGUAAAUAUUGAAUAUAAGCUAUGAGUUUUAAAGUUUUUAUAUGACAAGAGGGAAAAUAGAAUAAGGAAACAUAAUGACAGAUUGUUAUGAAAAAACAGAAAGGAUUUUCUGUAAAAAUUAAAAAUUAAGAAACAAAAGAGGGGAGGAGGAGGAAGUCUAGAAAGGAAGUCAAUAGAGAUUGUAAAGGACUUUAUAUUUUGGUUUUUCUGUUUCUCUUUUUUUUUUUUUCUUUGCGGCUGGGUUUUUUUUUUCUUUUUUGUUUAUGCAUUAAUUUUGUUUUUUGUAUCCUUAAAUUUUUUUUUUUGGAAAUUUUUGUUGUUAUUUUUUGAAAAUUCAAUAAAUAGCAACUAUAAAAAAAAAAAAAAUGAAGUGGCUGCUUCCUGUUCUGAACAGUUCAAUUGCUCAUCAAACAGUGAAAAAAUUAGUACAUGAACUGAUGGUGUUACUGUUAAAACCCGAUUUGAAGCCAUGCUUGGACUAGAUUCAAACUCUUAUCACUGUUUAGUUUUAAUGGACUACUGGGAUCAAACCCAUAAACUUAGAUUAAAGAAAGCAUCUCUCCCAGGACAGCAAUUGUUCCUGGCCUUAAAGUUUAAAUUUUCACUUAAUUAUACAACUGAAUAAUAGUUUGAACCGGGACACCUAGGCUGAGAAAUGCUGGCCAUCACACCCUUUUCUUGUGCCACAGCAUCUCUGACCCUCGGGAAAGCAUUUAUUGAGGACCGGUGGGAAAAACAAUAGGCUGAAAAGUCAGCUUCUGCCAGCCCUGUUAUAUGGGCUGAUGAUCCAGAGAUCCAGCCCAUUUUUAACUUGCUGAUUAUAGUGGAGUACUGAGGUUGACAAUAUUAAAAUGAAAGUGCAGCUUUGUAAACAAAUGCAUCAAUGCAGUUUAAGCCCAAGAAUAUUUAUUUCCAGUGUAAACUCUUAUUUUGAUCAGGCUCUAUGUCUUUUAGGUAAUGACUGUACCUGACUAAAGAUGUUUCGAAAGCUAAGCAAAGUAGAUGCCAGAACUGUUGCAUUUUGCAGUAGUGAGGGACUUCAUUAUUUACAAGGAGGCACUGCUUUUAAAAAACCAUUUUUAAUUCAUGAAAUAAAAUCAUCAGGAUCUAGUGCCAGAAUGUGUUGAUCCAAAAUAAUAAUCGAUGAUACAGUCUUGCAAUGGUGUGUGGGUUUCCAUCAGCCUGCAAGUCAGCCAAUCACGUUAAGGCAGAUUCAUGUAAAUGUAACUUUAUAGGAAAUUAACAAAUGUUUUAAUAUGUGAAAUUGAUUUUUAAAAAACUUGCCUAGCAGAAGUUAAGUACUAAUGGUAGAGUGGUACUUAGCAAUAUUUUGGUGUGAUUUUUUUAAAAUAAUACAUAAUAAUAUUUACCUAAGAAUUCAAGCUGAUACAUUGAUACAAAUGCCAAAAUAAUUUUUUGGCAAGUUUUUUAUACUUGUACAAGGAUAUUUUUUGUAUACCCAGUCUUUACUUUUGUUUUUGAGUGAAUUUUAUGUGGUGUAAUCGUAAUGUGUGGCAUGUUUUUGUUUUGUCUGUCUUCUUCCUUUUAGGCACACCUAUUCAGAAUUCCUUAAAGGAUUUGUGGUCUCUUCUUUCCUUUUUAAAGCUGAAGCCUUUUACAGAUAGAGACUGGUGGCACAGAACAAUCCAGCGUCCUGUCACUAUGGGAGAUCAAGGAGGGCUUAAGUAUAAAAUGUUUCUAGUUUUCUAAUACAUAUCCUUGAUAAGUUCCGUAUUUUUUGCUCUAUAGGACACACUUUUUCCCUUCCAAAAAUGAAAUGUGUGUGCGUCCUAUGGAGCGAAUGCAGACUUUCGCUGAAGCCUGGAAAGCGAGAGGGGUCAGUGCGCACCGACCCCUCUCGCUCUCCAGGCUUCAGGAAGCUAUCUGCAAGCCUGCGGAGCGCGGCAGGAGUGCCCGCCGGGCUCCCAAGGCUUGCGGAUAGCAGCAAGCUCCGGGAGCGAAGGCAAGGUUGCGCGCAACCUCGCCGCCGCUCCUGGACCCGUUCUGGGGGCUGGGGUCAGGGGAAGCUCGGGCUUCCCCCGCCCCAGCCCCGUGGCUAAAAAGGAAGCCAAGACAGCCAGCGGGAUCCAUCCCGCUGGCCGUCUUGGCUUCUUUGCUGUUUGGGGCUGGGGGGGGUAAUUCCCCCCCUUUAUCCCCCCCAAAACCCUAGGUGCGCCCUAUGGUCCAGUGCGCCCUAUAGAGCGAAAAAUGCGGUGCAUUUUGUAAAGAUCAGUACGAAGAUCAGUGGGUUAUACAUAAAUUGAAUGAUGUGUGAAGAAUACAGACUUCAUUUAAAUUUCUUUUAGUAAAAUACAGAAAAUUUGCAGUUUUCACUGGGUAUACAAGACUGAGCGACUGAGAUAUAAAAUAUAUCUGAUGUUAAAGCCUCACGGGUGCUUCUUUUGUCUUGCUAGGCGUUUACAAUCCCUAAUUAACAGCAUUACACUUCGAAGAACUAAAACAAGCAAAGUUAAAGGGAAGCCAGUUCUGAAGCUCCCGGAACGCAAAGUAUUCAUUCAGCAUAUUACACUUACAGAUGAAGAGAGCCAAAUGUAUCAUUCUGUGAAAAACGAGAGCAUUGCUGCUGUUAAGAGGUAAAUAGUGCCAGCUGUUAAGUGGAAGAACAGAAUUCCAUUAGGUUGCAUUCAGUAAUUGUUGUAGUCUGAUUUUUUUAUCUUGCAUGUCUUAUAAUGCAAUACCAAAUACGUCUACUCAGAAAUAAGGCCUGUUGGAUUCAGUAGGAAUUAACUCCGAGGUAAGUGCAUACAGUGGUACCUUGGUUUAUGAACUUAAUCCGUUCCGGAAGUCCGUUCUUAAACCAAAGCCUUCUUAAACCAAGGCGUGCUUUCCCAUAGCAGCAGGGGACUCAAUUAACAAAUGGAACACACUCAACAGGAAGCAAAAUAUGUUCUUAUUCCAAGGCAGAGUUCACAAACCAAAACACCUACUUCUGGGGUUGCAUCGUUCUUAAUCCAAGUUGUUCAUAAACUAAGCUGUUGUUAAACCAAGGUACCACUGUAUAGGAUUGCAGCCCUGUAGAUUCCAUUGUAAUAAAAGUCCAUGGAAUGCAAUAUUAAGACUCCCAAAUUUAUAUAUUUAUUUUUAUAAAUUUUAUUUUCAGUUUUCAUAUACAUAUUAGACUUCCCUUUCUCCCCCCUUUUUUGGUUUCUUGUCUUACUUGAAAUUUUUAGCUGCAUUUUUCACAUUACUCCUUUUUAAAGUUAUUAUCUUGAUAAUACUUUUAACUGCUUGAUUUAAGGUAACUUGAAGCUGUAUGCCAGCUCCCUCGGCCAGUAAAGCAAGAUGAGCGCCGCAACCCCAGAGUCUGUCACGACUGGACCUAAUGGUCAGGGGUCCCUUUACCUUUACUAAUGCAUUUAAUUGCAUGCCAUGAUUUUUCCAAUAUUACACAAAUGAUCCCCACUCUUUAAUAUGUGUGUGUGCGCGCGUGUGCACACACACAAUAUUAAGACUCCCAAAUUUUUGGAUUAUGUAGAAAUUUAAUUAUUCUUCCUUCAGUGGCCAGUACAUUAGCUGUUUUUGUUGCAAUUGGAAUAGUACUAACAAACUUCCAUGAUAUUUUAAUCAGAUUAGUACUCGUCAAUCGCAACAUGGAUUAUUAAAAGGAUGGUUGAGAAAACGGGAACAUUUUCUGCAACUGUUCAGUGACUGCUUGGUCUGUUGUAUACAAAUAAAACUGCAUUGUCAGGCGGAAUGCUGUUCUCAAAACAGGGCAUGAGAUUUUAACUAAGUGGCUCCUGCUAAUGCCAUUGUUUUCCAGUCUAUAAUGGAGAGUUAAAUGACAUGGGAAGCAAAAUGGAUACACAUACAUUUACACACCCCUUACACUGAGGUGCCUCAUUUGAUAGCCUGGAUUGUAAUCCUUGGUUAAGUCACUGCUUCCAACUGUAAUGGUAUGGUAAGUAUGACCUACCAAAUCCUGCAAAGUUCUCUUAUUGUGGCACAAGAGAAAAUUGGGCCAGAAUUCGGAGGAUUUGUGGAUCACAGCUCAAGUAUUUAAACUGUAACACUUGAUUUAUUUAAUGUCAAAAUUAUCCUGCAGGUAUUUCAAUGAUAGAAGUGUCUUGACCCACUAUGCAGAUGUUCUUGGUGUGUUGCUCAGGCUGAGACAGUUGUGUUGUCAUCCAUGGCUCUGUACAAGUGUGUCCUCAUCCAGUGAUACAGAAGGUAAGUAUUCCCAUGUUCUUUUAAAAACAUAGGAGACCUUUAAUCUCAGGUGCUUACACUUCUUGGUUUACGGCGGUUGCUGAUGAUCCAGAUGGGUUGGGUAGUAUCUCUCUGCACGUGACAAAGGCAAGAGAGCAAAGAACUCCACAGUAAAAAGUUGUGUGUCACCCUUCUAUUGAUGCGCACCUGCCAGUUGUUUAGUGUUCAGAUCUGUGUACUGUAUAUACUCGAGUAUAAGCUGACUUUUUCAGCACAUUUUUUAUGCUGAAAAAGCCCCCCAUGGGGGGGGGGAUAAUAAAAGUGCUAAAACAUUCCAAUCCUUUAGAGGCAUCUUCCAUGAAAAAACCUAAAUGCCACCAGCCCAGCCCAGUGAGGACUAACUAUGGUCACCACCUACAGAAUGUUGAGAAUCAACUGGAAAAUAAAAAGGGAAAAUCAGGAGGCUGGGAGAGUGAGAUGAAAUAACCUGCUAGUUAGGGGAAUGGCUAUCUGGAACCUUCAAUAAGAAUAAAUCCUACUAGAAGAUGAAAUACAUGUCAACAUUUUGUUGUAGAUCCUGCUGAAAUAGAUGCACCUUUGUGGUUAUCUUGCACUGUGAUACUUUAACCCUGUAACAUUGCUCUUUUUAAUUUUUUGUGUAUGUGUCUGGACAGCUAAUAGUACCCCUGAAGAAUUGCGUAAGAAAUUAAUAGAAAAAAUGAAGUUCGUGCUCAGCUCUGGAUCAGAUGAAGAAUGUGCCAUUUGCUUAGAGUCUCUGAACUUUCCUGUGAUAACACACUGUGCCCAUGUGUUCUGUAAACCAUGUAUCUGUGAAGUCAUCCAGAGAGAGAAGGUUAGUUAUUACCUUUACGAAACUGCAGUGAAAGCAGUUUAUAUCAGUGGCCAGUAGGGCUACUGUUUUGAUAAAACAGGUUAAUACUCCUUAUAUUUUAUUUUAAUUUAUUGCCAUCAAAACUAAUCUACUGACUUUUCUACAUUCUACUGCAUGUAUUCUUCUUGAUUCUGACCUUAUGAUUGUAUUGACCUGCACAGGGUUUUUUGUUUUUGUUUUUGCAUGUGUUUAUGAUGGCUUCACAUUAGACUGAACUGGUACAUUGGACAACUUUAACUUGUUUAAUUUCAAGGUUUUGCUCAAUACCUUUUUGUCAUAAUUUCAUUGCUGUUGCAUGUUUUUUGGUGAGAGGAGGGAAAAUGCAUAAUUAUGCUAAUAAUGGUUAACAGGUCCUACGUGGCAUUCUUAAUUCUUUCAUAGGGGUGUAUUGCCACCCACAUCAUGUCAAACCAAACAGCAGAUCAAAAUUGGUAAAUAUCACUCCUGUGCAAGACCUCGUUAUUAUUAUUUUUAAAGAAACCCAAAUGCACAUUGCUUCCCAUCUCCAUUUUGUCUGUAGUGAGACGUAACUAUGGGCUGGUAAUAUCUGCUGUUACGCACUUCUGGGAAAUUAUUUUGUUUUGAAAAGCUAUGAAUGCCCUGAGCAGGAAAAGGCAGUGGAGGUUGGGGACGAGUGAUUGCAGAGAGGGACAAGAAACACACACAGCCCAGGUACAUUCCAUCAAGUUCCACCCAUUGGGGUGGAGGCAAGCAGUGGACAAGCAAAGAAUAUUCAUGACUGAAGAAAAACAAUGUGUGGAAACUAACGCGCUAAGCCGACACAUAGACAGCCUGAUCUGAAUGACCUGUCUGCUGUAUAAAGCCCCUGUCAAACCAACCUUCAUCUAAAUACGACUCUAGCCCACAGCAAUACAAUUAAUGGUGCCAGUAAGCCAAACUGUAUCUAGGAAAAAAGGGAAGGGGACUCCGAUGUCAAUUGUACUGUACACAGUAUGGCAGUAUUGUUUAAUUUGUUCAUGGUAGAAUGUUACCUCCAAAGAGACCUGAUUAAUUCUUCUUCUUUUUUAUUUUUUUUUAUUCAAAAUUAAAACAAAACAUAAUAUCCAGAAACAUAUCAUCCUUACUUUUCCCACAUUUUUCCUCCUUCCCCCCACCCUCCCAUACAAAACUCACCCACCCCCACCCCCCGACUUCCCUCAGUUCCAUUCUUUGAUUUCUCUAAGAAUGCUGAUUUCUGCAUGUUACAAAGUUGUAUAGAUCCUCAAACUAUUUAGCUGAUUAUUAUCAAUAAAAAGUUUGUGAAUGUUUAUUCAAAGCCAGCCAAGGAGUCCAGUUCGCUUUGUUGCGUCUUAAAAUACUUUGUAAAGGGUUAGGGUUCUUUAAUUCUUUGUAGUAGUCACUUUGUAUAUUGCUUUAUGUGAAACCUUACCCUCUUCAAAAAAACGCUGAACUACUAACCGAAGCAUAAUGCAAAAGCUAGCCUUUAAACAUGCAAAUCACAACGGUGUAUUUCUCAGAACUAUAAACUUGUGUUGUCUUUUUCAGACAAACGCCAAAUGUCCUCUUUGCAGGAAAGAGGUUGGAUUAGAAAAUUUACUAGAAUGUCCUUCAGAGGAACUGGAUAGUGAAAAAAAGCCUGGCCAAGAAUGGGUAUCUAGUUCAAAGGUAAAUGUCAGAUUAGAACACUUCAUUGUCUUUAUUCUGUGGUAUGCAAAAUAUGUUCUUAAUUUGUUUUGCAUUUUUGCACCAAAAUAUUACACUUUAGAUAUUUACCACACUGGCUAAAUUUUGAUACAUGGAUUGUGCUUAGUAACAGGAAAGGGCAUGAGUUAGCCACUCUUUAUGUUCAGUCUUCUUGGUCCUACUUCUUCCUUCUUCCUUACUGAUUUUUGGUGUCUUUUUCCUCUGUGCCCUCAUUAAGGAUUUAAGCAAUUCAUCUAGACUUUUGCAAGAACUCUGCUUUCUCCAUAUUAUUUUCUAUUACCUUGUCCUUGGCUUUAGCCAUCUUCGCUGCUUUAUGCCACUGAAAGCAGUGGGAGGUGAGGCCAUAGCUGGAAAGAAUUGUUACCUAUGGAAAAUACAUGGCUUGCACAUUUGUGAAUUCCUGAUAUCUUCUUACAUUUAAUUCCAUUUAUCAAUGUAACUUAGGUUGCUACUUCCUAAAAUUCACACAUUACUUUCAUGUAUGUGCUAACAGUUCCAGUUGCUUUCCAAAAUUGAGAUUCUAGGUCUCCUAAGUAAUGACAUUUUAUAUAGGAAAUUAAGUUUUCUUCCCAAUUCUUGUAACCUGUGAUAUUAGUUCCAGAUUCACCGAUUUUAUUUCAUUUCUGUUAGGCCAAUUAUUUUUGGUAUGUGGUGGUAAGAAAUGAGAGAAACAAUUGGUCAGUCUAGCACACAGGACUCUGAGAACAUGCAUGCUUUCCUUUGUAACAAUAAAACUAACCUCAGGAAAAUGAAGAGAUUCGUUGUUUGUAAAACUGAAAAUAACUAAUUUGUGUUUCAGGUCAAUGCACUGAUGCAUGCCUUGAUAAAACUAAGGAAGCAAAAUCCUGCUGUUAAGAGUUUAAUAGUUUCUCAGUUCACAAAGUUCCUGACUCUAAUAGAGAUUCCACUAAAGUAAGUAGAAAUAUGUGCUUGUUAAGUUUCUUCAGCGAAGAACUGAAAAAUGUAAAUACUUGCUAUCUAAUCUGCUGUGCUGCGUGCAUUCCUGCCCCUCCAAAAAACAGACAAACAAACAAAAACAAAAAAAGAAAACAAAAAUUUCUCAUGAAAAAAAUCAAAACGUCAUAUCAAAGUAGGAGUUGUCAUUUUAGGGGGGUGAAACUUAGUUUUUGUAAAUUUCUUCAGUGAGGCAUCUUAAAAAGAUGUUUUUGGGUGUGAAGAAAUCAAAUCUGGUAUUAUUUUUAUGGCUGGACAACAUUUAGCUUGGUAAGUCUACAUUUGAUGAAGAAGCACAUAAACUGCUUUUGGAAAACCAAAGAAUUUUAAAUUUUACCUUCUGAAAGUGUCAGAUAAUAAUUAUAAUUAAUAAUAUAACUGCAAGUACUUGGCAAUCAUUUUUAAUGAUUUCUAUGCAAUUUUACACACAUUUUACUUAGCAGCAAAAUACUAACCAAAAUAUAUUUUGAUAACCAAAGUCAUGUUAUAACUUUUUAGCACCCUUUGAUUUGGAAGUUGAAAAAUUCAGCAUGCCACAAUAUGAGGUCAGAACUCUCAAACUGACUAACUGUUGUACUUCUUCUGAUUCAGGGAAUCUGGGUUUGCUUUUGCUCGUUUGGAUGGGUCUAUGACACGGAAACAAAGAGUACGGGCAAUUCAGCAGUUCCAAAGUAAUGCAGAAGGGUCCCCAACUAUAAUGCUGUUAUCUCUAAAAGCUGGUGGUGUUGGUUUGAAUCUCACAGCAGCUUCACAAGUAUUUUUAAUGGAUCCAGUAAGUAUAAACAAGUCAAUCAGUGUGAUAUUUACUGGCUCUGCAACACAUCCUAGAAAUAAAAGAAGGAAUGAGAAAUUCAUUUUUAGCUGCUAGAUAGUGGCAAAAGAAAGUGAUAAUGGUGCUAUUAACUGCAGCAAAAAACUGGUUCUACCCCAUCAGGUUAGCUGUGGUAGAAAACCUGUAAUAAAGUUACUGAUUUCAAAUGUGCAUAAGUUAACUUGAAAAGCUAAGGGAGCGAUCCUAACCUCUGGCUGGCAGAGGUGUGGUUUGAUGCGCGUGCAUUUUCAGGAGUAGAAGUUGUCGAGCGGGGAGGAAAAAAGUCCCUUUGCUGUCCCAGCUCCAAAGUUGGUUCAGCGGAAAGGCCCAAAUUGGGCCUCUUGUAACAUGAUGACAGCAGGUUUGCACAGCCUCUCCUCUCAGGGAUUUCUGCUGGUUACUGCUGUCGGAAAUGCUAUAUACCUGGCAUUUGGGAUAUGUAUGUUGAGGUGCUCCUUGCUGGUGGAGGCUGAGCAGGGGGACAUAAUCGUUCCAUCCAUACCCCUUCAAGAUCAGGAGUUUGUGUGCCUGCUAUCAUCCUUGUAAGAAAAAGUGAAAUUGUAUCAGUUCAUUCCUCCCCCCGUCAUCUUUAAAGGCUUUAUAUCUUAUGGAAGUGAAUGUGCUUCCAUGGAGAGCCUUUGUAUUCUAGCUUAACUAUAAUCAGAAAUCCUUUUUUCUUCAAGAAUACUCUUUAUUCCAGGCAGCUUGAUGGGAUAGGCAGUUUGUCACCAAGAAAUGGGCUGGUGGACUGAUGUGUCAUGUAUAUAACUAAUAGAAAAUGGAAUAUGUUAUUCUCAAGUCUUCCAAUGCCAUGCUAGUAAAACACUAAAUAAAGUCCGACAGUGCUAUAGUGAUCAUAGCUUAGAAAUCUGAAAUGUGAAAGCGCAUUACUUUUGGCAAGGCUUAGCAUGACUAUUGAAUAUCUUCUGAUAGGCUUGGAAUCCUGCUGCAGAGGACCAGUGCUUUGACAGAUGUCACAGACUUGGGCAGAAGCAGGAUGUUGUCAUCACCAAGGUGAGCUGGUGAUUAUCUUAAGCACCUGUGGUUAUAAGAAGUUGCUUUUAAUUUGAGCACACCUAUACAUACCGCUGAACCCAGAGUCUGCAGUUGUGCUUAGGGAUGCAGUAUAAUAAAAGAGGGACUAGCAAGGAAUUAAAUCACGUUUUCUGUAUUGCAAACAUGUGGCCUUUGAAACAACAGAGUGCACAUAGAGUAGCUAAGGGUGUAUGUGAAGAGCGUUAAAAAGAUGAACUUUUGCCAGUUAACUAUUUGCCACAAAAAUGGGAAGCAGACUGAAUCUUGCUUCCCUCACUGACAUGAUUUCAGUUUUGUAAAAUGGCCUCUGCUGUUUGAGUGGGGUCCGCAGAUAGUUUUCAAUCUAAGUCGGUAUUGUAAUGUAAGACAGCUUCCCAACACAUAAGGUUCCUUGCUAUAUGAGCAGUUGCAAAUAGAAAUGAAGGCACUACUUUCUUCUUGUUGCUGCAAGUUCUAGGACUGUACUUUCCAUAAAUAUUUUUUCCUGAACUCUUAGUUUGCCAAAGUUCAUGGAGGACCACUUAACAUCAUGGUUUUUGUUCUGCAAAUCAAAGCACAUAGAACCAUAGAGUUGGAAGGACCUUGAGGAUCGUAUAGUCCAAACCCCUGCAAUGCAGGAAACUUGCCCAUCGUGGGGCUUGCACUCACAAACCUGAGAUUAAGAGUCUCAUGCUCUAGCAAUGAGCUAUCCUAGCAUACAUUAAUGAUAUUUAGAUAAUGGAUGUGCAUGUGUUUUGCGAGUAUGGUUCUGUGAGACUGAGUGUAUCAGUUUUUAAAUCACUAUGGGGCCAAGUACAAAUACUGUUUGACUGUGGUUGGUGAACCAGUGUUUGAGAACCUUUAUCCUAGAAUGGGGAACCUAUGGACUUGCAACUCUUGGACUCCCAAGUCUCCAAGGGUUGGGGAUGGGAUUUGAGAAUUCACAUCUGGAGGGCCACAGGCUCCCCCAUCCCCCAUGCUCUAGUAUUUGUCUCCUUGCUAUUUUUACUUCUUCACAUCAUAGUAAAUGAAUCACACUUUAGGAUAGCACGUUUUCAGUAAUAUAUUUAAAGUACCUUUGGAAAAGUAAUAUGAUAGCAGUGAAUUUCCUUUUUUCUUUUGUUUGACAUUUUCUUUUAAAAAACCACAUUUAGUUCAUUGUGAAGAACUCAGUAGAGGAAAACAUGCUGAAAAUCCAGGAGAAGAAGAAAGAACUUGCGACUGGAGCCUUUGGAAACAAGAAAUCUUCUAGUGAAACAAAAAUUAACGAAAUCAAGACUUUGAUGGAUUUAUAAGUUGAGAUGUUAGGCCCAGCUAAAGACAGCCGACCUGAUGUUACUUGUUCAAUCAGUGUGUACAUAGCUUUAGAAUUACUCUGUUAAAUCAUCAUUGGCAUAAGAUGUGCCAUGUAACAAGCAGGCUGAUGCAGCUACCAUUAUUAUUAUUAUUAUUAAUUUUAUUUUAUUUUAGGCUGCAUUCCUAAGGCACGGUGGCUCUCAAUUUUAGGACAGAUGAGAACUUUAAUUACUCUCAUUUUUCUUUUUAUCCACACUUCCCUCCUGGCCACCAUUUCCCUGGGAAAUAAAAAAUUUUUUUGUUAGCUCCUCAGAUGGAGUAUUUUUUUUUCUAGUGUUGGGGGACUGGGUAGGAGCAGGAUUCUUUGGAUCCAAGCCUCUCCUGCAUGUCCCAAAUCUCCCAAAAUCUUCCCCACUUGGCAUCAGAACUGACAUUGGUAGGGCCAUAGCCACAGAAGUUUCUGCAGCAGUGGUUGUGGGGGACCAACAUCAGAUCUCCUUUGCUGAAGUACAGGGGGAGAACCAAUGUAUCCUAUAUUGCCUGGGACUGAAGGCAUAGGAUUUAAGAUGGUAACUAUCCUGAACACCUGGGCUUCAAAACACAGUUAAAGCAGUUCUUUAUCACCAUGUUCUUUAAAUGUACUGGUGCCCUUUUAUCAAAUUUUCUUGAAUUGUGUUUAGUGUACAAAGGGCAGGUAUUACUAAUAACAAAGAAUACUAUUCUUUAGAGUUAAAUGAGUCACCUAGCAGUGUCAUAUUUUAUUUGUGUGUUGGGCAGAUUGACAAUGACAAACACCAACAUGCUUUUGCCUCUGCGGUGAAUGCCAGUUAGAUAACCUAGUUCAUGUACUCCUGUAACUGUCUACAUCAGUAGAAAAGGAUUGUUAAAUGAGGAUGUGUAUGACCAGAAUUAAGUUCCUUCUUUUUUUUUUUGCUAGACUAUAUCCAAACAAUCUUAACUCCUAAAAGUAAAAUAUUUCAUUUUAAGUUAUAGCUUCACAAUUUUUAGUUAAUUGCACAUUCUUAAUUUUACAGUGAUAUGACUUAAAACGGUCUAUAGAUUGUUGUCCACUAUAUACUGAGUUUUCUACUAUCUUGUACAGCUAGAAUCCGGAUUUAGGAAAUCAUGUUUACUGAAAACAAGUAAACUUUUGUCUGAGUUGAUACGCUGCCUCCAUUCUCUUGCUGCAAAGUCAUUCAAGAAAUAGCAUCGCUUGAAAUAGUAAAACCUCAGUAAUUCGGAAGUUUUAUUUCUAGGUAAAUAAAAUUGUGGCUUAUGCAGACUCAUGCCUGUAAUCAUUAACAUUUUAUAAUGCUUUUUGUUUAUCUACACAGUAUGACCUGUAAACAGCAACUGAGGCAUAAGCUCCUGACAGAUCUUGUAAAAAUGCACAAGAAUCUAAUAAACUUUAUAUCCAUGGGCUUUAGCCCAUCGCUUAGCUUAUCUGCUAAUCAGAAAUC